AUUGCGGGCUCGUUACAUUGCAAGAUUUCAAAAUGGCGGCCGCCGCUCGUGAUUCUUCCCGAUUUGCUGGUGUAAAAACCUUUAGCGAGAAGUUCUCUCAACCAGAGGUAGAUGCGGAAGGAAAAGUUAGAAAGAUUGAGACCCGGGAAGAUGAAGAACAAAACAUUAAAAUGGCAGAAACUGUGGAACUUCUCCUGGCUGCAGGAUACUUCAGAGCAAGAAUCAAAGUGCUGUCACCAUUUGACAAGGUUGUAGGUGGCAUGACAUGGUGUAUAUCAGUCUGUGACUUUGACAUAGAUGUGGAUCUUCUUUUUCAAGAAAAUUCCACCAUUGGACAAAAGAUAGCCUUGACUGAGAAGAUUGUUGCUGUGCUUCCACGCAUGAAAUGUCCUCAUCGACUUGAACCCCAUCAAAUCCAAGGCUUGGAUUUUAUCCACAUUUUCCCAGUGAUCCAGUGGCUGGUGAAGAAGGCAAUUGAGAGAAAAGAAGAAAUGGGUGACUACAUCAGAGAGUUUUCUGUGUCACAGUUCAACAAGUUUCACUCAACUCCACAGGACUUAGAAUUUAAUACAAAGAAGCCAAAGUGUAUAAUUGGAAUGAAAAGCCUCAAGGAUACCUAUAAACCACAGAGAAGAUAUCGCAAACCAGAAUCCAUGGCACAAACUGACGAAGAAACCCAGGUUAGGACAACACUUUUGGAGUAUGGCUGGCAAUAUGGGUUCAGCAAGGAACAGAGAGAUAAGGAGAAAGAACAGGCAGAAAAGAAAAAAGCUGCUGCAGCUGCAGUGCCAGGAAAAAUGCAACCAGUAUCCACUGGUGAAGAGGAUGAAUAUGUUGUUGAGCAGAAACGUCUGAAAUCAUUGCUGAAAGGAAUGUCUGCUAUGGAAGGAAAUAAGGGUUCACUUUCAUCGAGUGCAGUGGGCUCCAUUGUAGGUCUGCAAUCAGAUGAGAUCUCCCAGAUUGCCUCAGAGUAUGCUGAAAGGCAAGCAGAACUGCAGGGAAACAUGGAAGCCCGGGGGGAGCGAAUGGGAGGUGAACAGGCUCACAAAAGGAUGGUAGCAUCACUUGAGAAACAGAUUGCUGUACAGGAGAAGAAACUUGAACAAGUGCAAGAGAAGCAUAACAAACUGCAAGAAACUUUGUCUGAGGCAGAGGAACAGCUUUCACAGGCUGUAGCUCGUGGAGAGAGAAUCAGCGAGGAAAUGGAGAAGUUCAAUCAAAUGGAAAGUGAAGAAAAUGCAAGCAUUCUUCAAAAGCUUCGUUCCAUUGUCGCCAUGAAUGAGAAUUUGAAGAAACAAGAGCAACAAUUCAGGUCGCACUGUAAGGAGGAAAUGGCUCGCUUGCAGGACAAUUUGGAAAAACUGAAGUCUCAAGGCUCUGAAGAUGAUAGCGAAGAGAAGGUACUGUACCGAGGUAAACCAAGUGAUAAAAUAAAAUCAUUUUAUCGAAGACUCAUCUGUGUCUUCUCUUUUUUUUUUCAGGAAAGAUUGGAACUGAUCGGCAAACAAUACGAGGCCGAUAAAGCAAAAUUGGAGAAAAUAAGACUUCUGCUGGCUCGAAAGAACCGAGAAAUAUCUUCACUUCAGAGGAAGAUUGACGAGGUGCCUUCUCGUACAGAGCUGACUCAAUAUCAGAGAAGAUUUGUGGAACUCUACAAUCAUGUGGCUGGAACUCAUAAGGAAACGAAGCAGUUUUUCACUCUAUACAACACUUUGGAUGACACCAAGCUGUAUUUAGGGAAGGAGGUUAACUUGCUUAACUCCAUCCAUGAUACCUUUGAACAAGGUAUGUCAUCUCCAACGAACAAGGAACAGUUCCUGAAGCAGUUUGACAGCAUUGUGAAGGGAAUCGUGGAUAAUAAACAAAGGAUUGAGAAGAAGAAAGCUGUAGAGAAACAACGUAGAGACGCCUUGAAUCAGAAGUAUCUUGAUAUAGUGGAGCAAGAGAGAUUGUACUUCAAAACAGUAAAAGAUUUUACGGAGGAAUGUCAUAAGAAUGAAGUCCUCUUAUCCAAGCUCAAAAGUCUUCAGAUUUCCUAGUUCCUAAGGGCGUUUAUGAACAAAAGACAAAAAAUGGAAUAAGAGAUAGCCUGUCUUAAAACUUGCCUUGAAAAUUACAAGAGAAACCAAGUUUGGUAUACAGAGCUGUUUGGGAAAAAGCACAGAUUAAUUUGAUUCUUGGUGGGAAAGACAAGGGUAAAACGAGAUAAAAGAACGAAAUACUUCUAAUCAAUAGUUAUUUUUUUAUUCAAUAAAUGUCUUCAUCGUU
This is a messenger RNA of Stylophora pistillata, 2268 nucleotides long. Its product is annotated as coiled-coil domain-containing protein 93. Lineage: Eukaryota; Metazoa; Cnidaria; Anthozoa; Scleractinia; Pocilloporidae. Gene Ontology annotation, biological process: Golgi to plasma membrane transport. The record is from RefSeq and is a predicted model, not a curated record.